Molecule: messenger RNA, 2574 nt
Organism: Stylophora pistillata
Lineage: Eukaryota; Metazoa; Cnidaria; Anthozoa; Scleractinia; Pocilloporidae
Source: RefSeq, a predicted model, not a curated record
CGAAAUUUAAGAUCGGUAGGAGCGAUCCGGGCCGGUAUUGCGAUCAUUUGGAAAAUAAAACUGAGUCAAAUGGGUUUUCAGCUUGUCAGAAUUGGUCAAGAAUUCACAGACUUUGCUUUCAAGAAUGUUUGUGAAAAUGCGACCGAAAAGGACCUUGACUCGACAGCGCCAGUCGUAUAUGAAGUUAUCACCGCAAGUUGUGCUGCGAUGUUCUAUUUGGUUAUGUUCUCCUUGGGCAUUUUCGGUGUUUGCUCCAGGUACUGUGCUAGAAUCUCUUCUUCGCAAGGAGUGCUCUUUGUAUUUUUCGUAGGGGUACUAAUUACCUGUAUAAAUGCAUUCACAAAGGCAAACAAUCUCUGGGUGAAGGUGAGCUUCCGGCUCUUCACAGAUCUAGUCAUUGGAAUUUUUUUCCCGAUCUUUGGUGCCUGGCGUUUUUUUGAAAUCCCAAACAGAGCUCAAGGAGAAGCCGACCCGCCGGGGAAUGAUAGACUGACUCUUGGUAAACAACAGCCUUCCAUGGGUCUGGUAGUUUCCUUAUUAACUUUUCCUCUGGUCAUUAUCGAGAUUGUGCUGUUUGUCGCAUCCCUGAGCUCCAACAUAACAGACGAGGCGAAAGGAAGGUUGACCGUUUCAAAGUGGCACUAUGUUAACGCGGACAAGUCUUUUUUCCUUUCUCAAAAGAUUUUCCAAGUUUUUACCUAUCUCUAUCUGCGGAACACUACCAUUUCCCAGGGUAAAGAGGAGAAUGUUCAGUUUUAUUUCAGAUUAUUGUCUUUUUUCAACUUUACCGAGUGGAUAGACGCGCGAGUAAAUGUAGAAGACGACAUAGCUUUGAGUGGAAUCAGUGCAGAAAAUGAUGGCUGGUUUAAUUUAUUGACAGUGCUAUACACAGCACUGAUCAUAGAUUAUCGUUUAUUGUGUUCAUUACUAUUCCUUGAACAUUCCAUUGAAGUUCAAAAUCACAACGCAGACCCGGCUAAUGGGAAUGAUAAUGGCGGCGGUAAUCAAGAAAUGUCGCCUUGUGAUGAAAUCAAAAGAGUUUGCGGUAAUGCUCUUGGCAGUUUCUGUCUCAUAGCCCCUGUAUUCUGUGCUUUAUAUUUUGUGCGUGCAUUCGAUCUAAAACCAUGGGUCAACAUACUUGCUAUUAUUGUCAACGUUGUAAUUACUGUUUGUGGAAUUUGUCUCCUCCAUUACAACGACUUGAGGGCCGAUCCCAAUCAACAUAAAGAACCGAAAGGUGUUAAAAUAAUGGUUUGCUGUCUAGGUGCCGUGGGAUUUACAUGCUGGUUCGUGGAGGGAGCGAUCCUUUGUGUUUGGGCUGUUGAAGGAAAACACAUAUAUGAUAACAGCAAUUUCUACUCGUCAUACAUCCCCUGGACUGGCGCUAAGUUUAUCAUACGAAGUAUAGCAACGGCAUUCCUCAUUCUCUUAUUCACCAAAGUCAACGCUCGAGCUUUGCCCGUGGUAAAUCAGAACAGCAGAAACUAUGUGCUUGUACCUGCUGUGAUGUUAGGGGUUCUUUCCAUGUUUGGAGAGGGUUUGAUCGACCAGAAAUUUGGAAAAGGGGAGGAAUUACUCAGGUGUGCAAUCAAAGACCUAGGCCUAAAAAUUCUGUUUGAGGUUGGCCCACCAAUGUACCUUGGUUUCCUUCUUCACGUGUUUCUUUACUUUAUCAUCAUACAAACGCGUUUACGAAACUACGCGCAAGAGCUGGGACCGGGGCAAGGAGCAAGGUCGGGAGUGAACCAGGGGCCAAGGAUGAGGCCGGGUCGAGGUCGGGGUCGGGGCCGGGGGCGUGGCUGGGAUCUGGAGUCAUAGUCACGACGGUGCCAGGAACGGCGUCAGAGUCGGGGCCGAAGGCGUGGCUGGAGUCACAGCUAGCGAGGGCCGCGGCCGGUUCUCAUUACUUCUUUCCCCGGAUUGAGUUUAUUUCUUCUUUCUGAAAAGUGAUAUUAAUUCACUGUUUUGUUGUUUAUAAAGUUUAUUAACCGUUGCUUUUUAGUGUUAUCACCCUCGAGUGAUUUGUAUGUGUUGUGUUGGGGAUUUGUUGGGACGGAUGAUGACUCCAUCAGCUCUGUAGCUGCUUUAAAUAAUUAAUUGCUUGAAUGAAUCGAAUCCUCAGCUCAAUGCAAAGAAACGGUCCUCCAUAUCCUCCAUAAAUUAUUAUUAAAACAAGAAAAAUAGAUUUUUUUCUGAAAUUGAUAAUAGGCUGUUUUACAGCUGUUUACUUAGCUGCCAAGCCUUUGAUUAGGAGGAAAGCUGAAAGUUGGUCUUGUUGUGAUAGAGACUGGUAUCUAGUUAGCAUGAUAACAAAGUAAUUCAUAUUUGAAAAGCAGCAAAGUCUAUCAUAAAAAGGUAACCCAUAGCCUCACUUUGUUUGGCAAAACUUAAAAAACCUUAUGAUUGACGGCCAUAUUCUUAAUUUCUAUUUUCUACCACGAUUUUCAUUAAAAUACUUUUGUGGUUAGACCCCACGUAUGCAAUUAAAUUAGUAAUUCUUUAUUGUUUACACCUCUGUAAAUGUCAUAUUUGUAAUAGUUGAAAUGAUAAAUAGAUAAAUAAUGAGGGUUCAAG